Molecule: messenger RNA, 252 nt
Organism: Spirodela intermedia
Lineage: Eukaryota; Viridiplantae; Streptophyta; Magnoliopsida; Alismatales; Araceae
Source: the annotation of a GenBank genome assembly
AUGGGCGUGACGAUGGGGCCGGGGGAGACGGCGUUGGCCGUGAUCCCCGUCCCGGCGAGCUCCCUUGACAAGAUCUUGGUCAACACCUCCACAGCUGCCUUCGAUGCUGCGUAGGCCCCAUAGCCAGGCCGGAGGGAGUCAACGGUGGACGAAGAUAUGGUUAUUAUCCGGCCGCCGCCCCCACGGACGAGACGCCUCGCUGCCUCCCGGCAGCAGAGGAAGGUCCCCUUGGCGUUCACCAGGAACAUCUGA